Molecule: messenger RNA, 1610 nt
Organism: Carcharodon carcharias (great white shark)
Lineage: Eukaryota; Metazoa; Chordata; Chondrichthyes; Lamniformes; Lamnidae
Gene: zcchc9
Product: zinc finger, CCHC domain containing 9
Exons: 6
Coding region: 553-1377 (274 amino acids)
Molecular function (GO): zinc ion binding; nucleic acid binding
Source: RefSeq, a predicted model, not a curated record
CGGUUGCAGGCUAUCGAGUUGGAUGAUCAACCAUGCUCGUGAUGAAUGGCGGAGCAGGCUCGAAGGGCCGAAUGGCCUACUCCUGCUCCUAUAUUCUAUGUUUGUAUGUUAUAAAAAAAAGAAAUUAGAAAAAAAAAUCGCCAGUUUUUUGUCACAAUUGUCCCAAGUACAAAUGAUGGAAUAUUGUAUUUUUCUAACAAGCCUCUAUUAUUUAUUCCUAUAUAUCCUGACCUACAGUCUAGCUACUGUUAGGGGACCUUUAUAUUACUCCCACAAGUGACUUCCUACCAUUACUAUUUCUUACCUCUACCUGUAACUCAAUACUGCAUCCAAAUGGCCACCCUAAACCUAGGUAGCAUCAGCAAACGAAUAAAGCAUGGAGACAAAGGAACACUUAACCCCAUAGAGGUUCCAUCACUUCUGGAUUGCCAGAUGUCCCCAGUUAUUGCCAAAAGAAUUUCUGACUAGAGUUUUGAGGACAAACCUCUAAGAUGUUCAUUUUUACCAGAAACCCAUAUCAAGACCUUUUUUAUUGUGACUGAAAAGAAUACAAUGACACGUUGGGCUCGUGCUAACAACAUCCACAAAAAGAAGCUCCUGGAAGCUACACCAUGGAGUCAGAUGAAACAGAAUGGUGAUAAUGGCCUGAAAAGGGCAAAACCAAAAAACGGUUGGGUUAAAAAACAGCCAGCCAGAGACUAUAAGAAGCCGGAAAAAUUCAAACGUAAAGAAAGCGAAUGGUACCACAAGAAAGAAGAGUAUCAGAGUGAAGAUGUUAAUGGCUUCAUGGAUUACCUGAAAGCAACAGGCCAGGUUCUCCAUAGAGGAACAGUAGUGUCAACGGACAGUGAAAAAGUUGAUGCAGCACUAGCUCUGAAGAAAGACCAGAGACGGGAGCACAGAAGAUUGAAGAGGCAAAUGCAAAAGAAAAAUACCAUGAUAUGUUUCCACUGCAGAAAAGCAGGGCAUGGGAUGGAACAAUGUCCAGAAAUGGACAGAGAUGAAGAAGAGAUGGGAAGUGGUAUCUGUUACCGAUGUGGCUCCACAGAACACGAGAUCCAGAAAUGCAGAGCAAAAGUUGACCCUGCUCUAGGAGAAUUUCCAUUUGCUAAAUGUUUUAUUUGUGGUGAAACGGGUCAUCUGUCAAGGUCCUGCCCAGAUAACCCAAAAGGACUAUAUGCAGAUGGUCGCUGUUGCAAACUCUGUGGCUCAGUGGAGCACUUUCAGAAGGACUGCCCAGACCAUCAGAACAUGAGCAAUUGUGUUUUAACUGUUGGCCGAUGGACAAAAGGAAUGAGUGCUGAUUACGAAGAAAUUCCAGUGACUUCAAACGUUCAUAAAGCGAAGCAGAAAAUUCCAAAGAUUGUCAAUUUUUAAACAGACCUUUGAAAUUAGGAUUUCAUCGACUUGCCUAGAAGGGCAUCCAGCAAGUCCAGAACAUUUAUCUUGAUUUAAAAAUCUGGAUGUUAUAUUUAAAUGGGAAGUGUACAAAAAAUCUGUUUAAUACCAGCAGGUGGAGCCAUUGUGUGUCAAAUUCAGGCCUAAUACAACCCAAAACAGUGUUCAUUGUACAUAAUUCAAAUAAAUGAUUCUAUGAGGUUGCACUGGGA